Messenger RNA from Capsaspora owczarzaki ATCC 30864, 2863 nucleotides. Its product is annotated as hydroxymethylglutaryl-coenzyme A reductase. Gene Ontology annotation, molecular function: hydroxymethylglutaryl-CoA reductase (NADPH) activity. Gene Ontology annotation, biological process: coenzyme A metabolic process. The coding region runs from base 178 to 2703 and encodes 841 amino acids. NCBI's taxonomy places the organism in Eukaryota, Filasterea, Ministeriida, Capsasporidae. The transcript is spliced from 2 exons. The record is from RefSeq and is a predicted model, not a curated record.
UCUUUUUUUUUUUUUUUUUUUUUCAAAUCCAAAAUCACUUCAAUCACCACAAAUUGCAGCAAAGCGCCUCACUUUCGCAGCGACGCACACAAGCCACAUUCUCACACUCACCAAACCACAAAAGAACAGCAGAAGCAACAACAACAACAACAACCCAGCCCCUUCUGAGACGAAAUCAUGAGCGACAAGUCAACAAGCAGCAGCAACAACGAUCAGGAUCCGUUCGGCCAUCCCCGCGUCCCGUUCCGCGGCUACUACGAGCGCGAGAAGUGCGAUGCGCGCCGCGGCUGGGUCGAAAAGUUCACCAACACCAAGCUGCAGCACACUGGCAAGUGGUGGGACUCUGGCGCUCCUGCUGGCGGCAGUGGCGCCAUGGACGAGUCGACCAACACGCUCAAACUGAAGGGCAACAUUGAAGCGCCGAUUGGAUUGUGCAAAAUUCCGGUUGGCGUGGCGGGACCGCUGCUCAUCAAGGGAACGCAUGUGCAAGGCUACGUGCUGUGCCCGUUUGCCACGACGGAAGGCGCGCUGGUUGCCUCGGCGACGCGCGGAGCUACGGCGUUGAAUCGGGCGGGCGGAGCGACUGCGCACGCCUCGUUGCAGCGGAUGAUGCGAGUGCCCGUGUUUGUGUGCCAGACCAUGGUGGACGCGCUUGCGCUCGAAAAGUUUAUGCGCACCAACCGCACUGGCAUUGAGGCUGCGAUCGCAGAGGCGUCGCGGCAUGCGCGUCUGAUGGAUUUCGAAUUCAUCCAGGUCGGCGCCUCGUUGCAUGUGCGUUUCCUGUACGAAAGUGGCGACGCCGCUGGUCAGAACAUGACCACUGCCACCACAUGGCGCGCAUGCCAGUGGAUUCUCGAUCAGGUCAAGACCCGGGAGCCCAGCAUUCGCAUUCGCGAGUUUUACAUUGACGGCAACGGAUCGGGCGACAAGAAGGUCACGCUGCUCAACUUUAUCGCGACGCGCGGCAUCCGCGCCCAGGCAGAGUGCUACAUUAGCCCGCAGGUGCUCGAAUCCGUGUUCAAGGUGGACGCAGACACGUACGUGCGCUUCAUUUCGGUCAUGCAAGGCGCAUCCGUUCGCACGGGCAUGGUGGGCUUUACCAUCAAUGCCGCCAACGUCAUUGGCAGCGUGUUCACGGCCACGGGCCAAGACAUUGCCUGCGUGCACGAGUCGUCGGUCGCACAGUUUACCGUCAUGAAGGCGCCCGACGGCGGCAUCUACACGAGCAUGCUGCUGCCGUCGCUGAUUAUUGGCACGGUGGGCGGAGGCACGUCCCUGCCCACGCAGCGCGAGUGUCUGCAAAUGCUCGGUUGCUUUGGCAAGGACCGCGUCUUCCGCUUUGCCGAGAUUCUGGCCUGCUACUGCCUGGCCCUCGACUUGUCGACGUCUACGGCGAUCUGCAGCGGCCAGUUUGCCUCGUCGCACGAAAAGCUGGGCCGCAACCGACCCGAGUUUGGCUUCAAGCGCGAGUACCUGACGGACGAUUUCUUUGGCCAGGUCAUCAAGCGCGAAGGAAAGCUGGCCAAGUGGUCGGAGCUGCCCGUGGACGCAUCGAGCUCCAUCCUGUCCGAUCUGACCAAGACCGAGUUGAGCAAGCUCGUCGGCCACUUUGGCUUUGCGAUCGAGUACACGCCCACGGCUGGCACUGCGCCAAAGCCCGCGACGUCGCGCAUCGUCGUCAAGGCAAAGGCCACCGACGAGGAGACAAUCAACAUGAUCAACAAGAUUGCGCAAGCCUGCGGCGGUCGUCUGGCGGCCAAGUACGAGUACUUUAAGUUUGAGACGGGCUUCCGCAAGUGCCACAUUCGCGAGCUCGCGCUCAUGGCCAUGUCGUUUGAGCAUCCCGUCAUUCAGCGGCUGGCCCCGAAGGUCUACCACGUCAACCGCGACGACCAGAAGGAAAUUUUCGUCUAUGCCAUGGAGUACCUCGAGUCGGUGAGCCAUCUGAACUCGGUGGACGCGAUUGAGAUCUGGACGCCGGACGACAUUCGCGUGGCGCUGCGCGACAUUGCCGAGCUGCACGCCUCGUUCCUGGACAAGGCGGACGAGCUGAAAAAGGCCGAGUGGAUGGACUUCCCCACGCGCCAGCGCAUGAUCCAGAUGAAGGAGCUCUGGAUUGAGCUGCUUGCCCACAACCAGCGCGAGUUCCCGGACUUGUGGACCAAGGAGAUUGUUCUGGUGGCGCAGCGCGUCAUUGACAACAUUUCGUUCAUCUGGGCCGAGCUUGAGCAGGCCCCUCGCACCCUCUGCCACAACGAUUUCAACCCGCGCAACGUCUGUCUCAAGCGGACACCCGCAGGCGGACUGCAGCUCUGCCUGUAUGACUGGGAAAUGUCCACGCUGCACGUGCCGCAGCACGACGUGGCAGAGUUCCUCGCCUUCACCCUGCCCACCACCACGACCGUGGACGAGCGGCUCGCGUACGUCCACUACUAUCGCGGCCAGCUCGAGCACUUUUCCAAGCGCACGUUCGACCCAGUCAAGUUUGACAAGAUUUUCGACUUUGCCUGCUUUGACUUUGCCAUCAACCGUCUUGCGCUGUAUUCGAUGGUCCACACCUUCAAGGAUUAUCGCUUCCUGCCCCGCGUGCUCCAGUCGCACUUUGGCUAUCUGCAAUCCGUCGCGAUGAGCAAUCGCUUCCACAAGUACGUCGAGGAGGCUGCCAACACCCCAGCCGAGCCCAUUGUUGGGUCCAAGCUCUGAAGCGAAGAGUUUGCGCGGCGUUUCAGCUUGCUGUUUUGAUGUUUUUGGUUGGUUGUGGGUUGUGUUUUUGUUUACGAGUUGGGCUUUGCCUCAUUGGGCUUUCCUCCCCCCCCCUCGUUCCUUCCUUUAUUCUCAGUAAACGGCACAUUUUGCAUCUGUA